UUUUUAAAAAAAUGAAACGAGAAAAUAAUUUUAUUCUUCACUACUUUUUUCUAUUUAUUUGCCUUUUUUCAUUUUCUAAUGCGAGUAUCAGCGGCUAUAGUGAGACAGCAGCAGUAGAAUCUUCACCUACAAUAAAUUGUGGAGACAUUGAUUCAACAAGUGAAGCUAAAGCUACUGAUUCUAAUCCUUUCUGUGUUUAUCCAGCACUUGUUGGGGAUCACCCGUCUCCACCAAAGAUUGAUAAAAAUAGCCAAGGGCCAAUAAAAUCGUUAGACUUUGAAGCAAAAACACUAAUUAUUUAAUGAUUAAAUUUUAAUUGAAUUUAUAUAUGUAUAAAAUUUAAAAAUAAAUUUAUUAUUUGUUUGUUGAUCAGAUUUAUUGAUGUUUGAAAGAAUUAUAAUAUUUGUUAAUAUGGUG
This is a messenger RNA of Meloidogyne enterolobii, 417 nucleotides long. The record is from the annotation of a GenBank genome assembly. NCBI's taxonomy places the organism in Eukaryota, Metazoa, Nematoda, Chromadorea, Rhabditida, Meloidogynidae.